Microthlaspi erraticum is the source of this 1509-nucleotide messenger RNA. The record is from the annotation of a GenBank genome assembly. NCBI's taxonomy places the organism in Eukaryota, Viridiplantae, Streptophyta, Magnoliopsida, Brassicales, Brassicaceae.
AUGCGGGAAGUGGAAACAUCGGCAAUCACAGAAGCUACACAUCCUCCACAGUUCUCUACGAUGUUUCAGAAACUAGCCAUGGCGGUCAAAACCAAGACUUACGAGUUCUUCACCGAGGACGGGGAGAGAGUCGGCGUCGAUUCCGAUGCCGAGGGUUUCUCACUCCUUGACUCCGCCGAGGAUUUCAUCACCGAUCAGAAAGUCGUCGUCCUCAAACCCGACAGACCCCUCACCGCCAACACCCCUUCUCCGGGAUCUCCUGUUAAAUCUCCGUCGAGUGAUCCCAACACGAAGAUUCUCGCUAAACCUAAACAACCGAAGCUUUCUCAGGUUAGGAAAUUGGAUACCCAGAUAAGCUCGAGUUUGAUUUCGUCGGCUUUCGCGACGGUGUCUUCUUUCGAAGCUUCGUAUCUCCAAUUGCAAGCCGCGCACGCGCCGUUCGUUGAGGAAAGCGUCAAGGCUGCUGAUAGGGCUUUAGUCUCAAACCUCCAGAAACUAUCUGAUUUGAAGCAAUUCUGCAGAAACUAUCGCCAAAGUCUGGAUUUUGAUUCCGAUUUAGCGAUUGGGUCGUGUUUAGAGUCUCGGGUUCAGGAGAAUCAGAGCAAGCUUAGAGCUUUGGGAACGGUGUCAAACCGGUUACAAGCUGAGAUGGACGCAAAGGAUUUGCAGGUUCGGAGUCUGAGGAACAAAUUAGGCGAGAUUCAGAAGUCUAAUUCGAAGCUAUCGAAGAGAUUGUCUGCAGAUUCAACAGAUGUUCUGCUAUCGGUUAAGGUUUACGAGUCUCUAUUGCGUGAUUCCUUUAAAGCUACUCAGAAGUUCACUAAGAUUCUGAUUGAGUUGAUGGAAAAAGCUGGCUGGGAUUUGGAUUUAGCUGCUGAUUCUGUUCAUCGUGAAGUGGAGUAUGCUAAGAAGGGACAUAACAGGUAUGCAUUGUUGUCGUAUGUUUGCUUGGGGAUGUUUCGAGGUUUCGAUGGAGAAGGAUUUGAUCUAAACGAGAGUGAUGAAGAAGAAUCUGAAAUGUGUUGUUCAGAUUCUUCGUUGAGGGAGUUGAUGCAGCAUGUGUCGAGCGAUCCGAUGGAGCUUCUUGACAGAGAUAAAGAGUGUGGAUUCUCUAGGUUUUGCGAUAAGAAGUAUCACGAGCUCAUUCAUCAGAACAUGGCGUCUUCGAUAUUCAGCAACAUGGAUCAAAACGAAGCUGUGUUGAGUUCUUGGAGGUCUCUGGGCACGUUUUACGAGUCUUUUGUGGCAAUGGCUAGCUCGAUUUGGACUCUUCACAAGCUGGCAUUGUCCUUUGAUCCUCCGGUUGAGAUUUUCCAAGUGGAAAGCGGAGUUGAUUUUUCGAUUGUUUUCAUGGAGAAUGUUCUGAGAAGAAGACAGGAUAAGAAGAAGUUGUCGGUGAGUCCUGCUCGAGGCAAAGUUGGAUUUACAGUUGUUCCAGGGUUUAAAGUUGGGUGCACUGUGAUACAGUCUCAAGUUUACCUUCAAAAUGUAAAUGAAAGAGAUCGAUGA